GCUCUCUCUCUUCAGUCAGUCUCUCUUUUGUCUUCUCUCUCUCGUCCCCAUACAGUCCUCCCAUUUCUUUCACUCUCACCCUCUCUGCAACCUUCUUCUCUCUCUCUCGCAUUUUCUCUCUCUAAACGGCGGACUUUGCUUCCUGCUUCGCUCACAGUCAUUGCGGCUCGCGGAGUUUGCCCUAGACCGCAAUCGCAGCUCAGAUCUAACUCCUCGCGUUUCGGUUUAGUGUUGCAGAAUUCGCGUCUGUGAAGCUAUGUGCUGGUAGGAUAAUGGCUAGCUCGGACCCUAGUAAGAAGACCCGACCCGGCCCAUGGCCGCCCGCACCGGCAGCUCCCGCAAUGCCGCCGACUACCUGGGCCAAGCGGACUGGAUUUCGCCCCAAGUUCUCGGGAGAGACCAAUGCCAGUAACUCCGGCCAAAUUGCGCCCCGGCCGCAAGAUCAGCCCCAGGCUCAACCCCCCGCGCGGACCAGGGGGGUGGAUUCUAGUCUGGAUCUCGAAGCGGGGAGGGCUAGGCCGGAGAAAGCUAACGGGGAGCAGGCGAAUGGGAAGCCGCAGCAGCCGGAGAAGGAUCAUCCGGUGAGGAAGCGGAGGGAUUCUGACGGCGGCGGCGCGCCGAAGAGUACCGUAGCUAAUGGACAGGCGGUGACUGCCACUGAGCCAGCAACGACGGCUGCUGGUGGGCAGCAGCCGAGUCGAAGAGCAUUGAGGAAUGAGGAAGUGGUAGACAUGUUGCCACAGUCUAUUGAUGAUGAUAGCUUCGCGAGGCAUUCACAUAUGAAGUACGAGCUUAGAGAUGUACCUGGUCUUGUUCCUAUUGGUUUCUAUGGCUUACAACAUUAUCUUUCAAUAUUGGGUUCGUUGGUACUAAUUCCACUUGUGAUUGUUCCGGCAAUGGGUGGCACCUAUGAGGAUACAUCAAAUGUUGUCUCCACUGUGCUUUUUGUGUCAGGAGUGUCUACACUUUUGCACACAUUUUUCGGCUCAAGGUUGCCGCUAAUACAGGGUCCUUCAUUUGUUUAUCUUGCUCCAGCACUUGCAAUAAUCAACUCCCCAGAGUUCUUAAGAUUGAAUGGAAAUAAUUUCAAGCAUAUUAUGAAGGAGUUACAGGGAGCCAUAAUAAUUGCUUCAGCUUUUCAAGCAAUACUUGGAUACAGUGGGCUUAUGAUGAUAUUUUUGAAGUAA
Messenger RNA from Ipomoea triloba (trilobed morning glory), 1187 nucleotides. RefSeq names its product nucleobase-ascorbate transporter 12-like. The record is from RefSeq and is a predicted model, not a curated record. Lineage: Eukaryota; Viridiplantae; Streptophyta; Magnoliopsida; Solanales; Convolvulaceae. The coding region runs from base 273 to 1187 and encodes 304 amino acids. Gene Ontology annotation, biological process: transmembrane transport. The transcript has 4 exons. Gene Ontology annotation, molecular function: transmembrane transporter activity. Gene Ontology annotation, cellular component: plasma membrane.